Messenger RNA from Spodoptera frugiperda (fall armyworm), 2737 nucleotides. RefSeq names its product E3 ubiquitin-protein ligase siah2. The transcript has 9 exons. The record is from RefSeq and is a predicted model, not a curated record. Gene Ontology annotation, biological process: proteasome-mediated ubiquitin-dependent protein catabolic process; multicellular organism development. Gene Ontology annotation, cellular component: cytoplasm. Gene Ontology annotation, molecular function: zinc ion binding; ubiquitin protein ligase activity; ubiquitin conjugating enzyme binding. NCBI's taxonomy places the organism in Eukaryota, Metazoa, Arthropoda, Insecta, Lepidoptera, Noctuidae. Bases 307 to 2013 code for a protein of 568 amino acids.
UAACAUGAGCAUGAGUAAAAUAAUUUCCUGUGCUCUUGCGUCAUAUUUCAUAACGUCUGAUAAAGUACAUGCAGUUGGACACAUUUCUUAUUGAAAAUACUUACUUACCUACGUCAAAUUAUCGGUCAAUGGGUCUUCUUAGGAACGGAUAUAGCCUAACAAAAACUAGUAGAGCCCUAUUCGUGUGGAUUAGUGGGAGAGCCAUGCUUCGGCACGAAUGGGCCGGCUCGAACAGAUACCAUUGCACGGUGUCACAGAAAUCUACGUGAAACAACUCUUGCGUUAUGUUUCGUCGUGCAACCAAAUAUGUCUGUGUCCGAGGUGGAGCGCAUCCUCGACACCCAGCGACGCAGGUUCGAGCAGAAACUGCGACAGGAACUGGCGAAGCAGAGCGCUCAACAACGCCAGGAGCAGGAGGCUCAGGAGAGACGAGCUAGAGAACAGGCCACGCUACAAGCCGGACAGAGCACCAGGCCCCCGGCUGCGGCCACAAGCAACGCCGUUCAGCAGCAAGCCGUGGUGACAGCACCAAUGCAGCCGUUAUACCCUAAUUUACAAACGCCGAACUACCCUCAACCCAACCAGCCACAGCCCUUUAACCAAACUAAUCCCUUCCACCGCCAACCAAAUCCCACGUUCCAAAAUUAUCCUCAGGGUCAUCCUUUGAACCCACCCCAACCUUGGACCCCUGCCCAACAUGUAAACCCACACUACCCCAGGAAUCAACCCAAUCAAAACCGAGCGACGCCGACGCCACCGCCUCAAGAUUUCGUCUUUGUCAACGCCCCUGAACAAAGAUACAGGCCGGCCCCGUCAGCCCCGUCAGCCCCGACGGAGCCUCCAUGCACUACUGCUCGGCCACGAACUCCUAAUGCUAUAUCUCAUGGUCCCAGGAGCCGCUCAACUAGCAGGCCUCGCCCCGUUAAUAAGAAACGGGGAAUCUGUGAUUGCCCCACUUGUUACCAAAGAUAUGGGUUGAAAAUCUUCCAAUGUCCGAACGGACACAGUUCCUGCAACGACUGCAAGAUGAGAGGUCGAGCAUGCGGCAUCUGUGGCAUGCCCCUUACAGAAGUUCGGAACUUCGAGAUUGAGAGUUAUGUCGCUCAGACACCAGCACCCUGCCCUAACAAAAAUGAGGGAUGUUAUUCGAUGAUCAAGCAGAUUGACAUGGAGAAACAUUUAGAGGACUGUCCCUAUAGGGAACAGCAGUGCCCUCUCACCGCCAUCUUCGGGACGUGCCACUGGAAGGGUAAACUGAGUCAGAUGUCGACUCACUUUGACGAGAUGCACUCGCCCAACCGCGGAAUAGACGCUGAAAAAGAAAUUUACUUAAAGAAUAUUCACGAUUCGAGCCGACAAGUUCACCUCGUAGUGGUUGGAGGGAAUAACUUCCUAUGUCACCUGAAAGUAUCUGAACCGGACGGCAAAAUCUUCAUGUCCGUCCAACUUCUGGGUAAUAAGAUCAGUGCCAAGAAAUGGUCUUAUGAGAUUCACAUUUAUAAGAAAUCGGAACCUCGCAGGAAGUAUAUGUACACAGACACUUGCGUAUAUGCAAAUAGAGACAUAGAAGAUGUGUUCAAAUCCUGUUCUUGUGCAGUAUUGCCAAUAUUCUAUGCUGCAAGCUUCACUGACAAAGAGGGCUUGGCCUUCAAAUUCUUCAUUAAUGAAAAUUUGAAUUUGAACAAGAACGACGAAGUUGGUUCACAAGAACAAAAUGAUGAGACCAACGAAAAUGAUGGCGAAAAUAUGAAUAGGAACGAUGCCGAAGAGUCCCAGAGGCCACACGAAGUUGAAAAUUGGCGGGGAUCGCGUAACGCCACAGAAUGUAAUGUAGAUAAUAACCAAGAACACAGACCACACUAUCAACGACCUCGGUUUGGGGUCAAUCAGACACCUAGACAAAGUAACACUGGCCACAGAAGGCAUUCAGUAGAGGUCGAAAAUUGGCGCUCGUCUGCAUCGGGAGCCCAACGUGCGGGAACCAAAGCCCAAUGGCCAAAUAAACGUACCUAAAUAAGUUCAUAGGCACAAUAGGCAUAAGAUGUAGGGGCAAAUAUCGUCGGGGACGCCCAUAGAUAUAUGAAAGAUUUAUAUUUCUAUGGGGACGCCAAACUGCGAAUCUACCACAGAUAAAGAAUAAAACUCUUUAAUAUCGUUAUCGCAAAUGGCCUCAUUUUUUCAUAGUAGUAAAAUUUUGUUUUCUCUGUAUUUUACCAUAGAGUCGCGUCAGCGAUAAGAAUGCCAUUCGGGAUCUUAUGUGGAAUGCCCGCGAAAUUAAAAAUUAGCUACAUAUUUUGUCAGAUACGCAUAAUUAUCCAAUGCUAGAUACCCGACGAUAUGUAAAUAACAUAGCAUCUUGCGAUUUAUAAAUACUAAAGAGUGUCUAUUUAAGACUACUUAGAAGUAAGAAACUUUCAGAUUUUCUAUUCUUGCGUUAAGUUAAGCAUUAUUAUUAAGUAAUAAUUAUAAUCAUGUAGUAAUGCAAUGAUUAUAGUUCAUAUUAUAUUAUAAUUAAAUCAUUUUCAACAUUUUAAUGUUAUAAAGAGAGUCGAAAGUGUAAAGAAGUAGGUGAUUUGCCAACCUGUUUUAAAUUACAUUGUGUAAUAGUUAUUAAGUUAGUUUAGUUAUUUUUUUGUUUUAUUACGAUUGUCUACCUAUACUACCCUAUGUAUACCUUUUUAAUUAUGUAUAUCUACAUAUAUCUGUUAUUAUUUUAAUAAAUAUGAUUAUAAACUGA